Molecule: messenger RNA, 2104 nt
Organism: Calypte anna (Anna's hummingbird)
Lineage: Eukaryota; Metazoa; Chordata; Aves; Apodiformes; Trochilidae
Gene: ALKBH1
Product: alkB homolog 1, histone H2A dioxygenase
Exons: 6
Coding region: 44-1150 (368 amino acids)
Biological process (GO): oxidative RNA demethylation
Cellular component (GO): cytoplasm; nucleus
Molecular function (GO): ferrous iron binding; broad specificity oxidative DNA demethylase activity; oxidative RNA demethylase activity
Source: RefSeq, a predicted model, not a curated record
GCAGUGGGCGGUACCGCCCGCGGUCCCUGGCGCCCAGGCCGAAAUGGCGGCGGCCGCCCUGACCCGGGAGGGCGGGGAAGAUGCUUUCCGCCGUCUUUUUCGCUUCUACCGACAACGCGACGCGUCGGAUUUGCGGGGUGUGGUGGAUUUCUCCGUGCCAGGCGGCCAGGUGUUCAGAUCACAGCUCAAUAUUUCUUCAGUCAGUGAUCAAGAUGCCUACAGAGCAGGACUACAGCCAGUUAGCCAGUGGAAAGCCUAUGGCCUCAAUGGGUAUCCAGGGUUUAUUUUCAUACUAAACCCAUUCCUUCCGGGCUGCCAGCGUCACUGGGUGAAACAGUGUCUCAAGUUAUACCCCCAGAAACCCAAUGUCUGCAACCUGGACCUGCACAUGGCUCCUGAGAAGACAGUUGACCUGUGGGGACAGAGCAAGGAGCAGCUAAGAAGGAAAAGUUUCAAUAAACGGGAGCCUAGAAGCUUAUUAGAGAAGCUGCGCUGGGUUACGCUUGGUUACCAUUAUAAUUGGGAUACUAAGAAGUACUCAGCAAAUCACCACACUCCUUUCCCUUCAGACCUUGCAUUCUUGUCAGAACAAGUGGCCAAAGCCUGUGGGUUCCGAGGUUUCCAAGCACAAGCAGGGAUCUUGAACUACUAUCAUUUUGAUUCUUCCCUGGGAAUUCAUGUGGAUGAAUCUGAACUAGACCAUUCUCAUCCCCUUUUAUCAUUUAGUUUUGGGCAAUCCUCAAUAUUUUUGCUUGGGGGCCUGAAGCGGGAGGAGGCCCCAACAGCAAUGUUCAUGCACAGUGGAGAUAUCAUGGUGAUGUCUGGCUUCAGCCGUCUGCUGUACCAUGCUGUCCCACGGGUCCUCCCCAACCCUGAAGGGACAGCUUUGCCUUCGUGCCUGGACCAAGCACUUUCUUCAGACCUUCCCCUUGGCUCAGUCAUUGAGCACAGCUCUGAUGAGGAUUGGCAGGUCUGUGCCAAGUACCUGCAGUCUUCCCGCAUUAAUAUGACCAUUCGGCAGGUGCUGGCUGAGGGUCAGAAAUUUCCAGAGGAGUCUGGGACAAAUGGAAAGGGCCAGGCAUCCUCUAAAGACAGUCACCAUCAGGAGAACAGCAGAACCAAGAGACAUAAACCAAAUACAGACAGCUGAGACCAGAAGAUCAUGAUGACAUGGACUGGACAGGCAACCUUCAUAUGCGAUUGGGAACUAGUGUAAUCAUACUAGAAGUCAUUUGUCUGUAUUGGCAUUAAUAAACUUCUGUAGAAGUUUAUUAUUCUUCAGAAUAAAUGUUGUCCUUGCUGUAAUAACUAUGUUGGGGAGAAAAAGGAAAAGAUAGAUAAGUUCAGGACUGGGACUCAGGAGAUGGACUCUGUUGAUUUCAUUGCUCUGUGUAAAAAGAAUCCUGUUGGGCUGGUACAGCUGAAGUGUAGUACCAAGUAUGAAGGAGGAUAGGGUGUGAGACCUACCUGCAGCAUUUCCAAGAGGAUUAUCUCUACAGCAAAAUCAGUUAAGUGACCUGAAACCAGCAGCUCCCUCGAGCAACACCUGGUGUAAGCUUGCAGUAGUCCUGUGCUCUCCUUUUGUCUGCUUGCACCCCCUCAGUUGCAGCAGAAACUCCUCUUAUGCAUGGAACUAGACUUUUUUUGCAUACUGCAGUUUUUUGAGAGAAACAACUGUAGGCAGUAUCUACUUCAACUAUCUUGUAGCUCCCAGGUUGGUCUCCUCCCGACAGUAAGUAUGUGACUGAGCCAUACAUCCCCAUUCUUCUAAAACUACUCCCUCUUGAGUGCCUGCAGACUGUGGUCCUCUGGUCCCAAGUUAGCAUCUUUGAAGAACAGAAUGACGUGCAAGUAGAAGCAAUGAAGUUGUAAAUUAAGUAGCUAAAAAAAAUAAUCAGUGACUAUCUCUGUCACCCAAAGAUAAAUACAUAAAAUGAAGAAAAGCACUAGCUUUUGUGCCAGUUCUCUUUAAGACUCAGACCUUCCUAUCUGCUUCUUAAUGCAAUUUUAAUUGCUGGAGUGGAAUGCACUAUCCCUGGGGUGUUUUGUUGCACUUUCCAAUGAAUAAACUUACUGGAUUUUUAAAUUAAAGAUCUCUAUCCGU